This is a messenger RNA of Lagopus muta (rock ptarmigan), 5273 nucleotides long. It is a transcript of the gene EIF3A, whose product is annotated as eukaryotic translation initiation factor 3 subunit A. The transcript is spliced from 22 exons. The coding region runs from base 115 to 4239 and encodes 1374 amino acids. Gene Ontology annotation, cellular component: eukaryotic translation initiation factor 3 complex, eIF3e; eukaryotic translation initiation factor 3 complex, eIF3m; multi-eIF complex. Gene Ontology annotation, molecular function: translation initiation factor activity; mRNA binding. The record is from RefSeq and is a predicted model, not a curated record. Gene Ontology annotation, biological process: translation reinitiation; formation of cytoplasmic translation initiation complex. NCBI's taxonomy places the organism in Eukaryota, Metazoa, Chordata, Aves, Galliformes, Phasianidae.
GUCACCGCGCGCGGCGGCAGGGCCCUCCUUUUCCGGCCUCGCGGGCUCCUGCCUGAGCACGGAGCGCGCUGCCACCGCCGCCGCCCUGUGAGGAGAGCCGAGGCCGCCGCCAUCAUGCCGGUGUACUUCCAGCGGCCCGAGAAUGCCCUGAAGCGGGCGAACGAAUUCCUUGAGGUCGGCAAAAAGCAGCCUGCCCUUGAUGUUCUCUAUGAUGUUAUGAAAAGUAAGAAACACCGAACAUGGCAGAAAAUCCACGAGCCGAUUAUGCUGAAGUACCUGGAACUCUGCGUGGAUCUCCGCAAGAGUCAUCUGGCAAAAGAAGGAUUGUACCAGUACAAGAAUAUUUGCCAGCAGGUGAACAUCAAAUCUUUAGAGGAUGUUGUUCGAGCCUAUUUAAAGUUAGCUGAAGAAAAAACAGAAGCAGCUAAGGAAGAAUCCCAGCAGAUGGUGCUGGACAUAGAAGACUUAGAUAAUAUUCAAACUCCAGAAAGUGUUCUUCUGAGUGCUGUAAGUGGAGAAGACACACAGGAUCGUACUGACCGCCUGCUUUUGACACCAUGGGUUAAAUUCCUCUGGGAAUCCUAUAGGCAGUGUUUGGAUCUUCUCCGUAAUAAUUCUAGAGUGGAACGCCUGUACCAUGAUAUCGCACAGCAAGCUUUCAAGUUCUGCCUGCAGUACACACGCAAAGCGGAGUUCCGUAAACUCUGUGAUAACCUGCGAAUGCAUCUGGGGCAGAUCCAGCGUCAUCAUAACCAAAGCACAGCAAUCAACCUCAACAAUCCUGACAGCCAGUCAAUGCACCUGGAGACCAGGCUCGUGCAGCUUGACAGUGCUAUUAGCAUGGAGCUGUGGCAGGAAGCUUUCAAAGCAGUGGAGGAUAUUCAUGGGCUUUUUGCGCUGUCUAAGAAACCACCCAAACCACAGCUGAUGGCAAAUUACUAUCACAAAGUUUCGACUGUCUUCUGGAAAUCAGGAAAUGCUCUUUUUCAUGCAUCUACACUUCACCGACUUUAUCACUUAUCGAGAGAAAUGCGAAAGAAUCUGACGCAAGAGGAGAUGCAGAGGAUGUCUACUCGAGUCCUUUUGGCCACGCUCUCAAUUCCUAUUACUCCUGAGAGAACUGAUAUCGCUCGCCUCCUGGAUAUGGAUGGCAUCAUUGUGGAAAAACAGCGACGUCUGGCAACUCUGUUGGGUCUGCAGGCCCCUCCUACCCGUGGUAGUCUAAUUAAUGACAUGGUGAGGUUCAACGUAGUACAGUAUGUUGUUCCAGAAGUGAAAGAACUCUACAACUGGCUUGAAGUUGACUUCCACCCACUCAAGUUAUGUAGCCGUGUCAGCAAGGUACUGAACUGGGUGAAAGACCAAGCUGAGAAGGAACCGGAACUGCAGCUGUAUGUUCCUCACCUGCAAAACAAUACCAUUCUUCGCCUUUUGCAGCAGGUGGCCCAGAUCUAUCAAAGCAUUGAAUUUUCUCGCCUGGCUACCCUGGUUCCUUUUGUUGAUGCUUUCCAGCUGGAACGGAGCAUUGUGGAUGCAGCCAGACAUUGUGACUUACAAGUUCGCCUUGACCACACCACCCGAACACUGAGUUUUGGCUCAGAUUUGAACUAUAGUACUAGAGAAGAUGCUCCUCUGGGCCCUCAGCUACAAAGCAUGCCUUCUGAGCAAAUCAGAAAUCAGUUGACUGCUAUGUCCUCGGCUCUGGCCAAAGCUCUUGCAGUCAUUAAGCCCCCUCACUUACUGCAAGAGAAGGAAGAACAGCAUCAGCUAGCAGUCACUGCCUUCUUAAAGAAUUCGAGGAAGGAACAUCAGCGUAUUCUUGCACGCCGUCAAACUAUAGAAGAAAGAAAAGAGCGCCUUGAAAGUCUGAACAUUCAGCGUGAAAAAGAGGAACUGGAGCAGCGUGAAGCAGAGCUCCAGAAAGUCCGUAAAGCUGAGGAAGAGAGGCUGCGCCAGGAGGCAAAGGAAAGAGAAAAGGAACGUAUCCUGCAGGAGCAUGAACAGAUCAAGAAGAAGACUGUUCGUGAGCGCCUGGAGCAGAUUAAGAAGACUGAACUGGGAGCCAAAGCAUUUAAAGACAUUGAUAUCGAGGAUCUUGAAGAAUUGGAUCCGGACUUCAUCAUGGCUAAACAAGUGGAACAGCUGGAGAAAGAGAAGAAGGAACUUCAGGAACGACUGAAGAAUCAGGAGAAAAAGAUCGACUAUUUUGAACGAGCAAAGCGCUUAGAAGAAAUUCCUUUAAUAAAAACUGCCUACGAGGAGCAAAGAGUGCGUGAUAUGGAGCUGUGGGAGCAGCAGGAGGAGGAGAGGAUCACUACUUUGCAGCUGGAGCGUGAGAAAGCCCUUGAGCAUAAGAACAGGCUCUCGAGGAUGUUGGAGGACAGAGAUUUAUUUGAAGCCAGACUCAAAGCAUUGCGGCGGACGGUUUAUGAGGAUAAACUCAAGCAGUUCCAGGAAAGGUUAGCAGAAGAGAGGCGCAACCGUUUGGAGGAACGCAAGAAGCAACGCAAAGAAGAAAGACGCAUUACUUAUUACAGAGAGAAGGAGGAGGAGGAGCAAAGGUUACGAGAAGAACAACUGCUUAAAGAGCGUGAGGAGAAGGAGCGCAUCGAGCGUGAGAAACGUGAGCAGGAGCAGCGGGAAUACCAGGAGCGUGUCAAGAAGCUGGAAGAGCUAGAGAAGAAGAAACGUCAAAGAGAAAUGGAGAUAGAAGAAAGAGAGCGUCGUAGAGAAGAAGAACGGAGAGGUCUGGAUGAUCCAUUUUCAAGAAAGGAGUCUCGUUGGGGUGACAGAGGAGAGUCUGAAAGCUCCUGGAGAAGAGGUGGUGAGACGGAAUCUGAAUGGCGACGAGCACCAGUGGAAAGAGACUGGCGUCGAGGAGAAGCAAGAGAUGAUGAAAGACCUUUCCGGCGAGGAGAUGAUCUGCCCCGACGAAGUGACGAUCUGCCUCGGCGAGGGGAUGAUCUGCCUCGGCGAGGUCCUGCAGAAGAAAAGGAUCGGCCUUCUGCGGAAUCAAGUGAGGACAGGCCGCCUCGGCGCGAAGGGGAUGAAGACAGACCGCCUCGGCGUGAGGGAGACGAGGACAGGCCACUCAGACGUGGUUUGGAUGAGGACAGACCUCCCAGACGUGGCUUGGAUGAUGAUAGAGGGAGCUGGCGGGCUGCAGAUGACGACAGGGGUCCCAGGCGUGGAAUGGAUGAUGACAGGCCUCCCAGACGUGUGUUGGAUGAUGACAGACCUCCCAGACGUGUGUUGGAUGAUGACAGACCUCCCAGGCGUACGUUGGAUGAUGACAGACCACCGAGACGUGGCUUGGAUGACGACAGAGGCAGUUGGCGAGCAGCAGACGACGACAGAGGACCCAGGCGUGGGCUGGAUGAUGACAGGCCACCCAGGCGGGCUUUAGAUGAUGACAGGCCACCCAGGCGUGGGCUGGAUGAUGACAGGGGCAGUUGGCGUGCUGCAGAUGACGACAGGGGUCCCAGACGUGGGCUGGAUGACGACAGGGGUCCCAGGCGAGGUCUGGAUGAUGACAGGGGACCAUGGCGUAACGCAGAUGAUGACAGGCUCUCCAGACGAGAUGACGACAGGGGGCCGUGGCGUAGCAGUGAAGAUUCAAGACCAGGUCCUUGGAGACCAUUUGGUAAACCAGGGGGAUGGAGAGAGCGUGAGAAGGCUCGUGAGGACAGCUGGGGGCCUCCCCGAGACUCCAGGCCUCCUGGAGACCGUGAGUGGGAUAGAGACAAAGAUCGGGACGAGAGUGAGAAAGACCGGGAAUAUGACAGAGAAAGGGAUUUUGAUCGAGAUGAUCGUUUCAGACGUCCCAGGGAUGAUGCUGGUUGGAGAAGGGGACCAGCUGAGGAAACAUCUAGCUGGAGGGAUUCAAGUCGUCGUGAGGAAUGGGACAGAGGUGGCCGUGACAUGAGAGAUCGCCGUGCUGAUGACAGAGAACCACCGCUCAGAAGAGGCCCUCCCCUCAGAUCUGAGCGUGAAGAACCAAGCUCGUGGCGGCGUGCUGACGACAGGAGAGAAGAACGCGGGGAAGAACGUGAAACAGUUCGGCGGUCAGCUCCUGCCCCUGCUGCUCCUCCAGCUUCUGCUCCCCCGUCAGCAUCGAAAGAUCGAGAGAGAGAUGGGGAGAAGGAGAAGGGAUCCUGGAAAACAGAAAAGGAGCGUGAGCCCGUUCGUCGUACUAAAAAUGAGACAGAUGAAGAGGGGUGGACCACUGUACGACGCUAAGCGAAUAUCAAAACAGUUUAACCAAUGUUUUAGCUCUGAUUUGAUCGAAUCCACAGAUUAUAUUUGUGCUUAUAAACAUUCUGAAUGGGAAUUCUUUAACAAAUGUUUUGAGAUAACACGAAAGCAUGAGCUUGAAUUACUUACUCAUAUAGAUUGAUCAUGCACAAAACUCACAGCAGAAGGUUGGAAAUUGAAUGCCGGUUUUUGAAAUCUCAAAUGAUGCUUACUUCAUGGGUCAUUUGUUGCUACAAUAAAAAGAAGCAGGCUGCCUUGAGUAAUGCCUCUGUUUCACACCAAAACAAGCUGACCUUUAUAUUUUUAGUCUGUCUUAAUUUGGAAUGGGAUAUUAUCACUGAAUGUGCAUUUGAAAGCACCUCAAUUCACACAGUGGAAUUAGGGGAAAAGCAGAGCUGGAUCAAUUUCCAUAAUUUGCCAAAAAAAGGAAAAAAAUAUAUAUAACCCCCUCCCCCCCCUCUUUUUACAAUCUUUGAGGGCAGGCAGUUUGGGAGACAUUUUAUCAUCUAAAUUCAGAAAGUUGUUUAAAUUUGAAUUAAACACAACAAACGUUAUGAGCAUUAGCUGCACUGGGAUCUUUUCUGUAGAUUUACUUGAAUACAUGAAGCCUACGAAGCCAUGUUGCAGUCAUUUUUCCAGUAAUGUAUACUGCUGCAGCGUGCAGACACAAAACUCCAAGCUUUUACAAUUUAAGUGUUUUGGUAAGCAUAUUGCUAUGUAUUUUCUGUUGCGAUAGCACAACUGCUUUUCCAUUACUGGAUAAUUCAUGCCUUUCAAGGAUUUAUAAAUAUUGUCAUAUUUAAAAUGUGUGGUUUUGGAGAAGUUGUUGAAUUUUUCCCCAAUUCUUUGUCUUCAGGGUAAAUUCUUUCCCUUUCCAAAAGAAGUGAUUUGUAGUAAUGGCUGUGUUGACGUUGAUUUUGAGAUGAAGAAGAAAAUUAACUAUCUGGUCAUACUGAAGCCAACACAGAACUUGCUGCUGUGUGUUUCUUCAAUGAUAAAUAAACGACUUAUGGAAUUAG